Messenger RNA from Penicillium verrucosum, 429 nucleotides. RefSeq lists its product as uncharacterized. NCBI's taxonomy places the organism in Eukaryota, Fungi, Ascomycota, Eurotiomycetes, Eurotiales, Aspergillaceae. The transcript is spliced from 4 exons. The record is from RefSeq and is a predicted model, not a curated record. Bases 1 to 429 code for a protein of 142 amino acids.
AUGGUUCCCCUCUUGAAUCCACUCCAGUCUAGAUUGUUUGCCGAUCGCACACACAACCGGAUUUUGUACCCAAUUGAGAAAAGAAUUCUGGGGGGUACCCAUGGUUCAAGCAGUGUCAACCACCGGAACUCAACGGAGCAAACCAGAGUAGUCUCUUCAGUUCUCUAUCAUUUUUCUAUCAUUUCGCCCAUUUCUCUCUUGUUCUCUCUCUCUAUCACCUUCAUCUACUCUCUCUCAUCUAUCAAAAGGGCCAAGGUAGAGAAUCUGUACGACCCAGGAUCUCCCUGUUCGUCCAGUCCGUUUGCCGAUUGGAAUGACUUGAAAGCGUUGUCUCUUUAUAUCUUGUGGUCACCCCUCACCUCCAAUGCUGAACUGCAACCAUCCCCUAUAUACCAGCCACCCCGUCCACCAGCGGCGCUCACCUUGUGA